This is a messenger RNA of Anastrepha obliqua, 1035 nucleotides long. RefSeq lists its product as uncharacterized. The transcript has 3 exons. The record is from RefSeq and is a predicted model, not a curated record. Bases 118 to 783 code for a protein of 221 amino acids. Lineage: Eukaryota; Metazoa; Arthropoda; Insecta; Diptera; Tephritidae.
UACGGCUGUGGUGGUGCUCGCGACUGACUGAAACUGAAACGAAAACGAAAGUGUUAAAUAAAUAGACGUUAUUUGCUGUAAAACAAAUAAGAAGCGUUGACAUAAUAGAGUAUUAAAAUGAAAGCGUUCAUAGUGGCCGGUAUUUGCUUGAUUAGCAUUGUGAGUUUAAGCUCUGCGCAAUUUUCCAAUGGACGCGUUUUGGAUCCACCCAAUCCACAAUUGUGCGCUCAAAGGAUUAUUCACGAAAAGACACCCGAUGGCAAAGGGUAUUUCUUCUCGUGGCGCGAUCCACAAUUGAAGGGUGUAGAAGAAGAUUGGUUGACAGCUAGAAACUUCUGUCGCAGACGUUGUAUGGACUCAGUGUCGUUGGAAACAAGCUUAGAAAACGAAUGGGUUAAACAGCGCUUGGUUAACGAAAACGUGAAAUACAUCUGGACCAGCGGUCGAUUGUGCGACUUUAAGGGUUGCGAACGUCCCGAUUUACAGCCCACCAACAUCAAUGGUUGGUUCUGGACCGCUACUCUGCAAAAAUUGGCACCCACCUCGGAACGUUCUCAGGGCGAUUGGUCGCCCAGCGGUGGUAUUGGACUUCCCCAGCCUGACAACCGUGAAUACAAACAGAACGGUGCUCCUGAAAAUUGCCUGGCCCUGCUAAAUCAGUUCUACAAUGAUGGCGUCAACUGGCACGAUGUUGCGUGCCAUCACAAGAAACCAUUUGUGUGUGAGGAAAACGAUGCCCUACUCAAGUACGUGCGCUACACAAACCCAAAUCUGCGCAUUUAAAGAUGAUGAAUAAUGAAAUAGUUGCGUAUAAAAGGAAGCAAAGCAAGGAGAAUAAUGCAACUGUACUAGGAAAUGCUGGAGUGAAACCAAAAAUGUUUUCUUUCGUAUAAAAUGUUAUCUAUAAAAGCAAAUGCUCCUAUGAGCGAUGCACUCUUUCCUUCUUUCUGCUUUAUACCUUUUGAUCUAUUUCCCCUUUCUAUUAACUACAAGGCACAUAUAUACAUACAUAUGUAAGCGCCAAUAUACAUAUUU